Molecule: messenger RNA, 1641 nt
Organism: Electrophorus electricus (electric eel)
Lineage: Eukaryota; Metazoa; Chordata; Actinopteri; Gymnotiformes; Gymnotidae
Source: RefSeq, a predicted model, not a curated record
GUGAGAAUUGGCCACUCUCUGAAUGAGGAUGAGAGUCAACAUGUGGCCAAAAGGAGAGCGACUGUUCCUCAGUGUCUUCAGGAGCACAAUAUAUCCUGCAGUGUGGACGAGGUACCCAACAUUGCUGUGCUGGGCUCUGGUGGUGGGGAGAGAGCUAUGAUUGGAUUGCUGGGGUCACUGAGCCAGCUGAGUGAAGAGAAACUGCUAGACUGCAUCAUGUAUCUCUGUGGCGUCUCUGGAUCUACUUGGUGCAUGGCAUCAGUGUACAAAGAACCAGACUGGUCCAACCAAAUGGAGACAGUCAAACAAAACAUCAUCAAAAGGCUCGAUCAGGGCAAAGUCACCUACUAUGAACAAUACAAAAAGCUGAAGAAAAUGUGUGAAAAGGACAACUUCAGUGUAACUGAUAUCUGGGCAUCAUUUAUUGUGUCUAAUGCAGUGAAAGAGAUUGAUGAACAUGUUCUCACAGAACAGAGGGGUCAGCACAACAAUAACCCAUAUCCGAUCUAUACAGUGAUUGACAAGAAGUCCAAAUAUGACACACUGUGUAAAGACUCUUGGUUUGAGAUCACUCCACAUGAGUGUGGCUACUCCCUCACUGGAGCCUUUGUGGAUACCAAAUGUUUGGGAAGUAGGUUUGUGAAAGGGGCAAAGACUGAGGAACAUCCUGAGAGUGACAUGCUGUACCUACAAGGUUUGUGUGGUAGUGCACUCGCUGAUGGAAAAGAGGUAAAAAAAACAAUUCUUGAGUGGCUACUCAGAUUGAUCAGAUGCGUGGGCUCUUUUUCAACUAAGUGCUCUGACUUUAAUGAAGGUCAUUCUACUCAGCAUUUGCAUUCUGCCCCAAUAACAGCAUCACAGUUCAAUUCUGAAAAUAAAAAAGAGUCCGUGAAUAAUGACAAGCUAGUGAUGCAGACCCUUCUGGAGUUGAAUCUUCACUUCAUCAGUGGAAAGGAUCGAAAGUGUGAUAAAGAAGGAAAUGAGGUAAAACUUCAAGAACCAAUCACAGAUGAGAUCUUAAGCAACUACACCCUGAAAGUGUGCGAUUGUCUCGCUGACUGGUUUCCAAACACAGAGGUCAAUGUGAUUGCUAAAUGCAUGAAGAAAGUGUAUGAAUGGGACUGGGGAACACAUUACAACUUUCUCUACAAAAUGACAGUUGAUGAAGUUCAUCCCAGCAUCCUUAAGUCAAAGACAAGACAAUAUGAGGACGCUGGACUGUUAGUCAACUCACCCUAUUUCUCUGUACUGAGAAAGGAACGCAAUGUUGACCUCAUAAUUUCCCUUGAUUUCAGUGAAGGAGAUCCCUUUGAGACAGUGGAUAAAGCUGCUCAAAUGUGUAAAGAUCUUCAGAUCCCGUUCCCUACAGUUGAACACCCAGGAAAUAUUAAAGAACCAGAGGACUUCUAUGUGUUUAAGGACAACCCCAAUGCUCCAGUUGUGAUUCACAUGCCUCUUUUUAAUGCUGUUAACUGUAAAGGUGAAGUUAAGAAGUGGGGAAAAAAAUACAAGACCGUUUACUUGGUUUACAGGGAGGAAAUGAUCAGUGAUCUUUUGGAGAAAGCUGGUCUAAACAUCAAAAACACAAAGGAGAAACUCCUGAAGGAGAUAGAAGAAGUCAUUCAAAGAAAGAAGAAUUAG